UAUAUGAUUGAGUAUUAGGAGGGACAGAUGAAAGACAUAAAUGUGUGUAUAAAUAAUGUAAUGGUGUUGCCAUAAUUAUUGCCGUGUAUCCAAUCCAUAACCCCCCAUCUCCUCUGUUUCUCAUCAGUUACAAUCACAAUUCUCGGUUUCAUCUAGCUACAUACACACACCUUCUCUUCUCUUCUCUUCUCUUCUUAGUUUUCGUGUCCAUUUUCUCAGGAAAAGCCACCCUACUUUUCCGUUAAACACCGUCCACUUUUAACGCUCCUUAAGUUUCAAACGUGAAUACUCUAUCUAUCUAUCUAUCUUGCUUCAUUUCUAUGUUUGUUUCUUAAACAUUGAACAAAGUAGAUUUCUUUUGAGUUUUCUUCAAGCCUUAGACAUAGCGUGUGUUGAAUCCACAACAUUGUAGAAGAAGAAUAACAAAAACAUUGAAAGAGAAACAGAUAAAAAUAGUUUUUAUGACACUUAGAUUUUGCGAAAAAAUAGGUGUCUAAACGUUAAAAAAUAGAAAGUUUUUUACUUGAAGCAAUUUGCAUUUCAAUUCUCUUUCUUUCCUUCUUUGAAACACAAAACUUGCAAUCCUUGAUUAAUAUCUAUAUAUACCCUUUUCUCUGUUUUUUCUUUCUCUCUGGGUUUUCUCUGUUUUUAGGGUUGGGAGAGAAGCUGAAAAACACCCUCUUUUCUUCUUCCCUCCCUUCUCUCUCUAUCUUUCAUUUCUCCCUCUAAAAUCAUGAUUUAUAAUAAAGGAUCAAUGCAUUCUAAUCUUGAUUGUUUCGUUCGAUGUACCACACCGGUUGUUCAAUCUCAAUUUCUACCUAAGUCUGAGAUUACAAACCUGAACGGUUUAUGGCAACCAUGGGAGAGAGAAAAAGUUGAAUAUUUCACCUUAGGUGAUCUUUGGAAAUGUUAUGAUGAAUGGAGUGCUUAUGGAGCUGGUGUUCCAAUCACGUUAACUAGUGGAGAAACACUUGUACAGUACUAUGUGCCUUAUCUUUCUGCAAUUCAGAUUUUCACCAGCAAUAGUUUCAGGGAUGAAACAGAAUCAGGUGACUGUGAGACAAGGGAUUCAUAUAGUGAUUCUUUUAGUGAUGAGAGUGAAUGUGAUAAAUUAUGGAGAUGGGAUGGAACUUCAUCAGAAGAAGGAGGAUAUGAACAAGAUUGUCUCUGGCAUUUGAAUGAUAGAUUGGGUCAUCUCUAUUGUCAAUAUUUUGAAAGAUCAAAUCCAUAUGGAAGAGUUCCUCUAAUGGAUAAGAUAUCUGAAUUAGCUCAAAGAUACCCAGGGUUGAUGUCAUUAAGAAGUGUGGAUCUUUCGCCAGCAAGUUGGAUGGCUGUUGCUUGGUACCCAAUAUAUCACAUCCCCAUGGGAAGAACAAUCAAAGAUCUUUCCACAUGCUUCCUCACUUACCACACACUUUCAUCUUCAUUUCAAGGGAUGGACCUUGAUGAUGAUAUUGAGGGUGGGAAAGAGAAGAAAAAGGAAGGGGAAAGCAUCUCUUUGCCAGCAUUUGGAUUGGCAACAUACAAGAUGCAAGGAGGGAAUGUGUGGAUUGGAGGAAAUCGUGGUCGGGACCAAGAAAGACUAAUGUCACUAUUGAGUGUGGCAGAUUCAUGGUUGAAGCAACUAAGGGUUCAACAUCAUGACUUUAAUUACUUCAUGGGCAUUCGUCAUGGCUAAAACUAAAAAAGGGAUUAAUCCACUACUCUAAAAAAAAUAUCCUCCAUUUCUAGAAUCUUUUGUUAUUUUCCUAGCACUUUCUUGGACCAUUAAUUGAUCCUUUUGUAUUAUAUUGAGGGGGUGUGAAAAGAACAUUGAGGAUAUGUAGUAGUAGUAGUAGUAGUUGUUGAUACUUAUUAACCCUUGAGGGCAUUUUAGGACCAACGUUGAACCCUUACAUGGAAAAGGGUGGUUGAUGAUGACUUAACUCCUUUUGAUAGCCUUUAUAUGUUCCAAGAGGGAAUUGGAGAGAUGGGUAAGGGAGGGAGUGGUCAUGAGAGGGACAUAAGUGAGAGGCCAUAGAACUUUGAGCUUUGAUUGUGUAUAAUAUUGAAAGUUUGUUAUUUAAAUGUCAAAAUACAUACACUUCUUGUGACUCAGUA
This is a messenger RNA of Medicago truncatula (barrel medic), 2100 nucleotides long. RefSeq lists its product as uncharacterized. Bases 734 to 1678 code for a protein of 314 amino acids. The record is from RefSeq and is a predicted model, not a curated record. The transcript is spliced from 6 exons. NCBI's taxonomy places the organism in Eukaryota, Viridiplantae, Streptophyta, Magnoliopsida, Fabales, Fabaceae.